CUUGGAUUGGAUCCGAAGCCUUCUCAUCAUCUAAUCCAUCUCAGCGAAGGUGAUUGCUGUGCAUUGUUUUGGCAUUCAUCGAUAAUAUUAUGAACAGUCAAAGCAACAUCACUCUCCAGUCUUGAUCCCCAACCCGCGUGUUGAUCUUCAUUUUUCUGGCUGCUUUGACAAUUGAACAAACUUACUUGCACACACACAGCUUACAUCUCACAAUUCCAACAAUACUGCUGCUGCAAAGAAAGGAAAAGAAACAGCAUGACUUUAUCCGUUCAUCAACCUAUUUCUGCUUGCCAUGAUGAGGCAGUCCCACAUCCUCCACGCUUGACGAGCGUCGAAACCGAAGCAGAGACCCGUGCUGCUCUCCCCUGGGUAAGCGUCGAGAAUGACGAGGAAAUCACAGACGACCUGACAGGGUUCACCAUGAUCCUGCAACGUCCACAGCCGGGCACUCGGCGCUUAAUGCGACCCUCGCCCGUUCAAGAAGUCUUCAUUUCCAGCAUCCGAAGUGCCGUCAUGGGCCAAGACGUGGACGAUGCCUUUAUGAACCAUCGCAUCACUCCCGUGGUGCUUCGCAACGACUUUGUCGUCAAGGCGAGCAACUUUAUGGAAAUGUGUCAAGGGCGCAUGGAACAAAACAAGAGGGGACACAUCAAGAUUGAUCAAGCGUUCCGCAAGAAUGGAAACUAUUUCGAGGGCUGGGUCUUUGUCCGAUGGAUGGAAGUGGGUUGGAGAGCGGCAGGGUUCAAGGCUCACCGACUGGGAUCACUCCCAUUGGCCAUGUUCCCACGCAAGACUGACGACAAGGGGCUACAGGAGACCCUGGACAGGAUCAUGCAAGAAGUCUUUCCCGUAUUGAUGGAAUGCUUCCCAGAUUGCGACAUUGUUCCUGUGCAACCUUCUCAAGAGCUUUGGGGGCCCACUACUACGUCCAAGGCUGGUUCCGAGUUGAAGGAUGCUUUGAAGCGGGCAGCAGGGGCAAGUUCCGCUUCAUUGUUGGCGAAAGAUGCGCUCAAACAAGCAGCAGAACCAAGUUCCACCGCGUUGUUGUUGAGGGAGGAUGCUCUGAAACAAGCAGCAGAGCCAAGUUCCACUUCCAUAACUUCCAGGGAAGACGACAGCAGUACCUUUGACGAGAACUCCCAGACUUCGGCGGAAUCAUCCGCCCCACUUGGUGAAGAUGUUGGAGGGGUCGCUGGCUCUGAAGGAUCAAGCCGACGCAAAUCGAAUUGCCUGGCAAACCUGUCUCCGUUUCGAGCCUUGUCUACAUUGCUCCCGGGUGGUCGUCGAAAGCGCAGACAACAACUGAUGAACAAGAGACACUGAUGCCGGUGAUCCUCCCAGCUCAUACAUAUUACAUGAGGUUAAAUAAUAAUGCACAUUGGGUUAAUGGUU
Messenger RNA from Seminavis robusta, 1392 nucleotides. The record is from the annotation of a GenBank genome assembly. Lineage: Eukaryota; Bacillariophyta; Bacillariophyceae; Naviculales; Naviculaceae.